Conger conger (European conger) is the source of this 2588-nucleotide messenger RNA. RefSeq names its product transmembrane phosphatase with tensin homology (gene tpte). NCBI's taxonomy places the organism in Eukaryota, Metazoa, Chordata, Actinopteri, Anguilliformes, Congridae. The record is from RefSeq and is a predicted model, not a curated record. Gene Ontology annotation, molecular function: protein tyrosine phosphatase activity; monoatomic ion channel activity; phosphatidylinositol-3,4,5-trisphosphate 3-phosphatase activity. Bases 296 to 1834 code for a protein of 512 amino acids. The transcript has 19 exons. Gene Ontology annotation, cellular component: cytosol; membrane. Gene Ontology annotation, biological process: protein dephosphorylation; monoatomic ion transport; transmembrane transport.
AAAACCGCUACGUCUGCAGAGAAAGGGGGGAUUUGCUAUGGAGAGAAGGAAAAAAUACAUCUGACAACCUUUGAACCCUGUUCCUCCAAAAAAAGUCACAAGACUAAGGGAACUUUACUUAUUGGAAGAACGUGAGCGGCACGGUGUAGUUAAGAAUUUAAAAAUUAGCACCCGAUAACUAAAUUCGAUAGUUUAAAAACAAAAACAAGCGAGAAGAACCACGCCGAAGCACUCCCACCCCUGCCGAGAUUGUAGGCCGAUCUAUCCUUUGCAGAAGACGACCAUCUUGCUGGAAAUGUCUGUGCGGUACAGCCCAGAUUCUGAACCAAAACAGGCAAAUGGCGUUGAUGCCAGUGGGAAAGACGAAACCAAUGUUGAGAUUGAUGAUGGCAAAGAAGAGAGUGUUGAACCGGACACCAUGUACCAGCGAAUCCGAAAGAAGAUCGCUCCAUUUGUGAUGUCCUUUGGGUUUCGGAUGUUUGGCGUGGUGCUUAUCAUUGUCGACAUCAUCCUGGUCAUAGCUGACCUGGCCACACCGAUCCGCAGCCCGGGAGUGAGGGAUGCUCUGGAGGCGGUGUCCCUGGCUAUCUCGCUCUUCUUCCUGGUGGACGUCCUCCUCCGGGUCUAUGUGGAGGGGUUGAAGGUGUACUUCAGCUCCAAACUGAAUAUCCUUGAUGCCUGCAUUGUGGUCAUCACUCUGGUUGUUACUAUGAUCUACGCAUUCACUGACCUGUCCGGGGUCAGCCUUAUUCCCAGGGUGGUGUCCAUCCUGAGGGCACUCAGGAUCCUCAUCCUGGUGCGCAUAUUCAGACUGGCAGUUCAGAAGAAGGAGCUGGAGAAGGUCACUAGGAGAAUGGUCUCUGAAAACAAAAGGCGGUACCAGAAAGAUGGGUUUGAUUUGGACCUCACCUAUGUCACAGAACGCAUCAUUGCCAUGUCGUUUCCAUCAUCUGGGAAGCAGUCCUUCUACAGGAACCCAAUCAGAGAGGUGGCAAGGUUCCUGGACACUAAGCAUGCAGAUCACUACAAAGUGUACAAUCUUUGCAGUGAGAAAGGCUAUGACCCCCAGUUCUUUCACUACAGAGUGGAGAGGGUCUUCAUUGAUGACCACAAUGUUCCGGCACUAGAAGACAUGCUGAAGUACACUGCUGACGUGAGGGACUGGAUGGCAGCGGACCCCAGCAACGUCAUCGCCAUUCACUGUAAAGGGGGCAAAGGAAGGACUGGGACCAUGAUCUGUACCUGGCUGAUUGACAGUGACCAGUCUGAGAGUGCACAGGACAGUUUAGAUUACUUUGGGGAGCGGAGGACAGACAAAAGCAGGAGUUCCAAGUUCCAGGGAGUGGAGACCCCCUCACAGAGCAGGUAUGUGGGAUACUAUGAGAUCAUGAAAAACCAAUACAACAGGCAAGUGCCCCCGGAGAAGAGUCUGAAAAUAAGGAGCAUCCGAAUCCAUUCUAUACUGGGUGUGGGGAAGGGCAAUGGUAGUGACCUGAAGGUGAAGAUCAUUGUGAAGAAGGAAACAGUGUUUCAGUGUGUCUGCGCCAAACAAGAGAACUGCUUGCUCUUCUCAGAUCCUGGCAAUAAUGAAGUAGUCAUCAGUUUACAGGAGGGUCCACUGGUCAGUGGUGACGUCAAGGUCAUGUUUGAGUCCAGCGCUGGUCUUCCAAAGGGAUAUGAAGACUGCCCUUUCUUCUUUUGGUUUAACACCGCAUUUGUACAGAACAACAUGCUUCAUCUGUCCAGGGAUGAGCUGGAUAACCCACACAAGCCCAAAACCUGGGACAUCUACAAGGAGGACUUUGGUCUGACUCUGUCCUUUUGUGACCCUUAACCACAGAUGCAAGUUUGCCAGUUCCUUCAUGCCUUCAGUCGGUUGUAAUUCUGUGCUAGGAGGACCACUUGGCUACAGGAAGUUUUGGAUAAGAGCGUCUUCCAAAUGCCAUUAAUGUAAUAUAAAAGUUCUAACUGUUCUGACUGUGUUUCAAGCUAUGGAUGUUCUGAUUAACAUUCUCCUUUCCACACUCCCUCAUGUAUAUUCAUGCUGAACCUGCAAAUCAGUAAGUAAUUUGGCAGAGUAAGAACUUAAUAUUUAGCACACUGAGCUGACUGGUCCAUACAUAGAAGAUCUGUGCAUGAUACUUUGUAACAACCAGGGUUUGUUUGAAACUCAUGUUGUUAUGUAGGGUGUAGAUAGGUUCCUUUCCUUCUGAAAGCCACUUAAUUAGUUUUGAUUUCCAGGCACUGAACAAUUGAGUGUAGACCAUUAUGAUUUUUUUAUACACACUAUAUAUAUUUUUACAUAUUGUUUUGAAAAAUCUGUGAAAAGGGAUGAUUGUGAUAAAAGGGAUUUGACACUGUUACUUAAAAACAUUUCCAAUGAAGUAGUGAUGUGAUUAAUCUCUUCUACUUUGUCACUCCUGUUACAGUAUAGGCGUACUGUAUGUAAUUCAACAACAACUGGGGGCUGUUUUAGUUACACUCCAUUUUGUGCAAAAUGAAAUGUGGGGCUGUUGUGAACAUAUUAUUAUCAGUAUAUACAAUGAAAUUAUGCUACUUGAAGUAAACCUCCAUGUUUCAUUUAUGUA